AUGACCAUCCCACUGACGAAUAACAACCGCAUCAAUAUCCCCGCGGUAUGCCGGCUUCGUGAGCCAAGCACAAACAAGACGGUAGGAUCAGGGGUGCUGGUGGCACCGGGGCUGCUGUUGACGUCUUCCGUUGCAAUCCCUACGCCGUCGUGUGCUACGUGCGUUGUGGCCACCUUCUUUGAGGGCACCAAGAAACAUGCCGUGGAUGUGCAACUGCAGCCGCAGCACUACUACUUUGCCUCUCGCUAUCCGCUUGAACUGGACUACUGCCUCAUCAGCUGCGAGGAGGCGCCGCUGCUCAAUGUCACACCGGUGCGCAUGCCGCUCACUGGGAAAGGAUGGGCUCCAGUGGAGGAAGGCGAUGUGCUCCUAAUUGUCGAGCACCCCAUUGGCGGCGUGGACGGCACCGCGGCAGUGGCGCUAGACGAAGGCGUGACCUCCCCUCUUACGACAACUGUAACCGAUGAAAGCGCCGUUGACCACGUGCAGGCACCGUACGUGGAACAGAAGCGCUUCGAGGAAGUGCUGCACUGCCGCGGCGAUAUGAACUUCCUCAAGUCCCACGGCAGCUGGAUGACAGCCGGCUGUCCUGCUUUCAACGAGAAUGGUCAGCUGGUUGGGCUGCAAUCCCAGAGCCGAGUAGAUGGCGAGGGAGUCGUGAAUCGCGUCCUAUCGAUGAUCUCUAUUGUGAAGCACCUUUUCGCCAACGUGCAGCUGCCGCAUCUCCCGCAGGAGGAGGUUACGUUUGAGGAUGUGUGGGACACGUGGUACGUAACGAACGACAUCACCCGCGUCAUUGCCAUCCUCGCCAACUUCAAAGGCAGGUCCAUGGCCCAGCAGGUCACCUGUCGCCUGUGCGAGCUGACAGCAAAGCCGGAGCUCGUGAAGAGCAUCGCCUCGAACGGCGGCAUCGAGGUUAUUCUGCAGAAUCUUAGCCUCUUCUGCAGUCAAGAGAACCUCUCCGAGAUUGGCUUGCGGGCUCUCUGGAACGUAAGCGUUGGCGAGGAAGCGCAUCUAUCCAUGAUUAGCGAACUGGAAGGCGUGCGCAUCAUCCUUGACGUCGUGGAGACAUUUCCGGUAAACAAGACGUUGCUCGAGUUUGCCGCAGUGCUGCUACACAACAUCGCAGGGUGCCAUGCGACGCCCGACUUCUCCCAGACCCACGGCGCGCGUGCGCUGACAGCGUUGUAUCCUGGGGUUCAGCAGUUUCGUGAGAGUAUUGUGCUGCAGAAGUUUGCACUCAGCUUCUUUGCCACCCUUGUACGACUGAGGGAGGAGUUUGCACGGAUUUUGGUUCAAGAACGCAUCCUCGAGCACAUUAUCCACCUUGUCGAAGAGAAACCGCAGCAGAUUUUCCUCAUGGAAAUGGUCGUCAAUUUUGUGGCGGAGCUGGCCCAGUACCCCCAAACGGUCGAGCUAAUUUGUCGCAAUUAUGCGCUGCGCGGCGUCACCAGCGUGACACAUCUAAUUGAUCUUCUCAUUGGUAUCAUUUUUGAGCACAAGGACCAGGAUAGUCUCUUGGUGAACGGCAAUCGGGCGCUGUGGGGACUUGGCAAUGUGCCCACCUGCCGCGCGAUCAUUUUGGAGAAUCCUCGAGGCACCGAUGCACUGCACAUCUCAUUACCAGCACUCAUAGCAAGCAGUCACCGUUAG
Leishmania braziliensis MHOM/BR/75/M2904 is the source of this 1653-nucleotide messenger RNA. RefSeq lists its product as hypothetical. The transcript has a single exon. Lineage: Eukaryota; Euglenozoa; Kinetoplastea; Trypanosomatida; Trypanosomatidae. The record is from RefSeq and is a predicted model, not a curated record. Bases 1 to 1653 code for a protein of 550 amino acids.